AUGGCCAGAAAUGUGUUUCAGCCCUAUGGAGAGGUGAUGCCUAGGCUGGCCCCCCUGUGUGGCCCCCACACAGGCCCCUUUAGCUCUGUUGAGGGGGCCUUCCAGCCAAAGCCUCUGUCUUCAAAUCUACCACAGUCUCAAUGGAAGAAACCAGGUAGAUGGUGUGCAAUGCAUGCCCGCAUUGCAUGGAAAGUCCAUCAACACAAAGAGUCAACUAAGAAGAUGCAAGUAGAAGCAAAAAAUAUUGAAUCGAAUGAGAAACCUUCCCGAGAGCUUUCUGGGAAACUUAAACAUCUCGUUCAACCAUUCAUCUCCAGUCCAGACUCUUCCAAUGAACAGUCAUCCCUGAGCGAUUUCGGGAGUGAGAGCGUAAUCCCUUUUGAAACAGCAACAAACGCAGCCCAAAACGACAGGGGUCUCCGCAAUGGCCAGCCCCCUGGUAUAGCAGUCCCCUCGCCUUGCCUCACAAAUGCAGACCCAAACAAGGACCCUAACACUAUGGACAGAUCUUGGGUCCCUGAAUGUGGUCGUGGCUGGGACUCGAGCACAAGGAAGAGGGAGCUUGAGCGGGAGAACCAAAUGAAAGUCAAGAAGGUGAAAAGGGUAGAUGGAGACAGAGAGAACGUGCAAGAGGAGGAUUCCAAUGAGGGCACUCAACCACAGAGACCAAGAGACACAUCGUUCUCUUCUCCGGUUCGACAAACGCCAUCCUUCCACGGCCAGUCCGUUCAUCCAAUUGCCAUUAGGAGUAUCAGACCAGGCUCCCACACUGUCAGUGGUGGAUACAAUUUGAGUAGGACUCACAACACUCCGCCUAACAAACUUACUCCCUACCAAGGAGCAGAGAAGCCCUACAGAGCUGCUCCAGGGGCACCCCUGAGGGCGCCAGUUUGGGACAUGUACCAAGGGAUGGAUCUCCCCCCUCAUCCUGACAUUGUGAUGAGAGGGGAACAUAUGCACUCUGGGAUGGGGUCCCAGCAGCUGGCAGUAGUCUGGGCGCAGAGAAACAGUGAGACUUACCAGGGCUUCGCACAGACCUCCAUUCACCCCUCACUGGCUCUAAUGCAGCAGGAGAGGAACUUCCUUAAAGAGCAGGAGAACCUUCACAUGCUCAGAGAAAACGAGUAUCACCGAUACGGUCCUCUUAAACCCCUCCACUCUGCUGCUGUGAACUCUCACCUGCCUUCCCCCAGUCUCCUGACCUCUCCUUAUUCCGCGUCUCAGAUGUGCCAGAUAGGACUGCCACAGACUUACCAAGACGACCACAUUCACACUUUUCACCCCCCUUUGCCAUUGGGUACACAUUACCCCCUCGCCUCCUUCUCUGGCGCCCCCCACAGAACCACAUCUGUUGUUGUAGAUGUUGGAAGAUCCCACUCCAUCAUGCUAAUAGACCCCAAUAAGCAAUGGACCCAAUGA
This is a messenger RNA of Hypomesus transpacificus, 1419 nucleotides long. RefSeq names its product autism susceptibility gene 2 protein homolog. The record is from RefSeq and is a predicted model, not a curated record. The coding region runs from base 1 to 1419 and encodes 472 amino acids. Lineage: Eukaryota; Metazoa; Chordata; Actinopteri; Osmeriformes; Osmeridae. The transcript has 6 exons.